AUGCGAACACUCCAAAUUGCCUGCCUGCUUCUUAUUGGGAUUCAAUUUGUCAUAAUUACAGCCGAGGAAACCGGGGAGGUUGAAGUUCUCAGGAAAAACCUGACCCGAAUCGGUCGGAUCGUGGGGGGAUAUAAAGCCCGAAAGGGGGAAUUUCCCUGGGUGGCUCUGCUCCAAUUUGAAGGCGAACUCUUCUGCGCGGGAACCAUCCUCAACGAAAAUUACAUCUUGGGAGCGGCCCACUGCACGGGAGUGGACCCCACCCACCUGACCGUCGUUGUGGGGGACCACAUCCAAAGCGGGGAUGAAGGCACCGAACAAAUCGUCAAAGUUGCGGAAAUCAUUCCGCACAAGGAUUUCAAAAUGUCCACGUUUCUGCACGACAUUGCCCUCUACCGGGUAAAAACCCCGCUAAACUUUAGUACCCCGUACAUUAAGCCGGCCCGCAUCGCGACGGCUGAAACGAAGACGACCGAAGACAUGGUCGUCUGCGGGUGGGGCGCUAUUCGGGAGAAUGCGCAGGGAAGCGACGUCCUGCUCAAGGUCGGGGUCAAACUAAGGGAAGACUCCGUUUGCGAAAAGGCGUAUCAACCUACCCCCUUAAAGUAUGCCGCGAAGGGACAGAUUUGCGUCGGCGCGGGGGGCAAGGACAGUUGUCAAGGGGAUUCUGGGGGUCCUCUGCACACCGGGAAGAACACGGGGGACUACACGGUCGUAGGGAUCGUCUCGUAUGGUAUUGGAUGCGCUUCUUGGGAGUAUCCGGGCGUGUACACGAAAAUAUCCGCUUAUCUGGACUGGAUUGAGAAAAACACAAAUGGGGAUAAUGGUAAAGGGUCUGGUAAUCGAGGUUUGUAUGGUUUUGGAUAAGUACAUAUUUAAAUAGGGAACCCUUAAUUUCUCCCCGCACCCCUUCCUCUUAUAGUGGGUGCAAUGUAAUGAAAUUCAUGCUGGAAUUAGGCAGGAUUAAGGUGAUCAUGCAGUGCGAGAAAAUGUCAACUAAGCGAAAAACAUAUAAUGAUGCGUCCAUAUUGAUAAACAAAUGAUUUCAAGAUAGGAAUUUACUGGAGUGGAUACUUUUCAAGCUAAGUUCCUCUUUAGCCUCCUUCUGUGCAACACGUAUCUCUCUCUCGCUCUGCAUCUGGAUCUCCUCUCUUCCAUCUGGGUCGCGGGUGUGCCAGGGCGAGUAAAGUGUGUCUUAAGGCUUUUUCGUCACGUGAGCCUCGUCCACUCACACCCCCAAUCUGCGUGCCUAGUGACACCCCCUGCCACACCCGUCCCAGCAACGACAAGCUGAGCCAUCAGGCGAAGAUGGAUUCCCAGGACCCUUUGCACAGGAGGAUCUACGCUUUAGAGGGACUCCCGAGGUAGGUUUUUGUUUGGUAUAUCGGGGUGCUGGCCGUUGGGAGUGGUUGAUUGAAAAGUGGGGGAGGGGGUCGUGCAUGACGGAUGGCAGCAUAAUUGGGUCUACGGGGGUCCCAUGACCCGGUUGUGUUGUGAUGGUGGAAGGGGCAAGUGGGGGGGGUCAUCGGCCCCGGCUACGGCUUCCAUGGGGGACGUGGGCAAGAUCCCACGGUCCGUGGACAGCCCCGCCCAACAACCUUCAGCUGUCUGCUUCCGCAUGCAGAUGCCACCCUCAUUUGGUUAUCACCACCACCCCUCGGAAUCUGCCUAUGUAUCACUGCCAUACAUUUGCCUACCUGAUGUCCGGCAGUAACGGGCCGAAUGGUGUAUUGGGCCACCUUCCCAAUGCAUGUAGGGGUUUUCCGAGCCCACCACGGUUUUUCCUCUACACCCUUACUGUUACAUACAUUUUAUCAUUUGAUUUUGUCCUAUAUUUGUCAUAGUGUGUAAUUAGCCAGUAUUGGGAUGCCGGGUGCUAUUUGUGGAUAAUGCCCACAACUAAAGACAUACUUUAGCAAAUUCUACAUAUAAGAUGAAAUAAUGUAUGUUUAUCUGAAUGCAAGUUUGUAUGAAAUCAAUGAAUGCAUGAUUGUAAAGGCCGACGCCAUAUCAAUCUUUGAAUAAAUACCUACCUACUACUUUUCAAGCUAAUCUAAACAUUGACAAUUUGUAUUGAAGUCAAGCAGUGACAUGGAUAUUAAACUUUAGUUAAAAAGGUUUUAGCAACCAGCCUU
Molecule: messenger RNA, 2132 nt
Organism: Folsomia candida
Lineage: Eukaryota; Metazoa; Arthropoda; Collembola; Entomobryomorpha; Isotomidae
Product: trypsin-1
Exons: 6
Coding region: 1-864 (287 amino acids)
Biological process (GO): proteolysis
Molecular function (GO): serine-type endopeptidase activity
Source: RefSeq, a predicted model, not a curated record